AACAAUAUUUCAGCUUUAUAUUAAUUUUUUCAAGGAUUAGUUGAAUAUUAUUCAUUGAGAUUUGCUGAACUUCGACCCGUGUUCAUAUUAUUAUUCAAUUUAAUUAAUAGUCCAUGUAUUAAAUGAAAUAGUUUAAAAGUUUUAUAUACAUUUAUUAUGGCUACUGGUAUGAAAAGAAAACGUGUUGUUCUGAGUUUGAAGCAAAAAUUAGAAAUUGUCAACAGACUGGAUAAAGGUGAGAAACUUACUGCUUUAGCUAAGGAGUACAAUGUUGGCAAGUCAAGUGUACUGGAUAUAAAAAUGAGGAAAGACUCUUUAUUGAAAUAUGUAUCAUCUUUUGCAAAUGCUGAAAACAUGAAUAUGAGAAAAACUAUGAAAACUUCAUAUAAUAAAGAGCUUGAUCAAGCAGUUUUUGAAUGGUAUUUAACCCAUACAAAAAAAGGGAAAAUUUUAUCUGGUCCAGAUAUAUGUAAUAAAGCAUUAGAAAUAAAUAAAAUGCUAGGUGGCUCUUCAGACUUCAAAGCCAGUUAUGGCUGGCUGAAAAAUUUUAAAUACCGUCAUGGCAUUAUGCCAGUUUCUGGUAAUGCAUUAGACUUACAAGUUGAUGGAAAUUAUUCAGCUGAACAUUUCACACAAUCUUCUUCUGAUAAUAUCUGCAAUACAUCUUUUGCCUCAAAUGAUACAACAGUAGAGGCUUGGCCUCGAAAGAAGAGAAAACAUGUAAUGUUGAGUUUAAAAGAUAAACUUGAUAUCAUAACUAGACUUCAUAAGGGUGAAAUGGCUGCAAAUUUAGCCAGAGAAUAUAAUAUUGGAAAAUCUACUGUAAAUGAUAUUAAAACGAAACAAGAUGCUUUAUUGAAUUAUGUGAGUUCUUUUCCAAAUUGUGAUAAUAUACACCAAAGAAAGACCAUGAAGUCUGCAUGUAACAAAGACUUAGAUCGGGCUGUUUAUAAGUGGUAUUCUGAUUGUAUUGAGCAUGGCAAUUUUGUAUCUGGUCCAGCAAUUUGUGAUAAAGCAUUAGAACUAAAUAAAGAAUUUGGUGGAGAUCCAGAAUUUAAAGCUAGUGUUGGCUGGCUACAAAACUUUAAAACACGUCAUGGCCUUCAUUUAUCUAUAAAUGAUAAUGGAAAUGAAAAAAUCAACAGUUUCAAUCCUCCAGAUAUUUAUCUGGAAGAAGAUGAUGCUAAUUCUUCUGAAUGUGAUAGUGUUCAUUCUAGCCAAAACAAUAUUUGCUUUCCUAAUUGUGAUGUUAUUUUAGAUGUUCCUGAUGAAAGCAGUAUAUCAUAUUCAAAUGACAAGGAAAUUUCUUGCAAUGACACUUUUGAACAAGCAUCUGAUAGUAAUGAACUGUUGCUUGCAUUUAAAACUAUUAUUGAUUGGACUGAAAAACAAAAAGAAUGUUCUUCAGUUGAUGUGAUAAAUCUUUUAAAACUUCAUGAGUUAGCAUAUGUGAAAGGGAUGGCUGUUGCAUUUAGUAGUGACGAUUCUGAAGCCAUUAAUCGCAGAGUUGAUAUAGCUAACGAUGAAAGAAGAAGUGAAUCGAUUUCUGUUGAAGAAAUGUAUGAAAUUGAUAAAUGUGUCAAAUGGAUAAAAGAUCAUGAUUUUUCAAAAAUUGCUUUGCAAUUUCCUGAUAGCAUGCUGGGUGAUGCUAUGACUGUUUCUUUAACACUUGGCGAAAUGACUGGAAAACAAGUGUUUGUACUUGGUGACACAUCUUAUGGGAGUUGUUGUGUUGAUGAAAUAUCUGCUGAACAUGUAUUAGCUGAUGCUAUUAUUCACUUUGGUCAUUCCUGUUUAAGUCCUACAAAGCGUUUACCGGUUUUAUAUGUGUUUGGUAAAAAGGAUAUUGAUAUUGAAGAUGUUACAAAUGCUUUCGAAAAGAUCUUUUCUGAUAAGAAAAGUUCUGUAAUUUUACUUUAUGAAGUGAUGUAUUCAUAUGCUAUAGAUACUCUAACAGAUAGAUUAAAGGAAUAUGAUAACCUGGUUGUGUCUCGAUUGGAAAUUCCUGGUGAGAAUUCAACUAUCUCAAGUGAUUCAGAAGUAAAUGGAAAAGCUGUCAUUACAAAAUUACACAGACAUUUUCUGAUUCCUUCUGAAUUAUCAUUAAAUGAUUAUAAAGUUUUUUAUGUUGGCUCAAGACCUGUGACACUUACAAAUUUCAUGUUAACACUGAAGAAUUGUCUGUUUUACUCAUAUAAUCCUGUCCUGAAGCUUGCACAAGUUGAAACAUUAGAUGUCAACAAACAUCUAAAGAGACGGUAUUAUUAUAUUGAAAAAGCCAAGGAUGCCAAUAUUAUUGGUAUUCUGGUUGGAACUGUUGGAGUGUCAGAAUAUAUGUCAAUCAUCAAACAUUUAAAGGAAUUAAUAAAACAGGCUGGCAAAAAGUCGUAUACUCUCGUUGUUGGCAAAUUAAACAGUGCAAAAUUGGCAAAUUUUGCUGAAAUUGAAAUAUUUGUUAAUAUUGCUUGUGUUGAGUCAUCUUUAAUUGAAAGUAGAGACUUUUAUCAACCAAUAAUUACACCUUAUGAACUCGAAAUUGCACUAAAUCAAGCCCGAAAAUGGACUGGAGAUUAUAUUGCAGAUUUUGCUGAAUUACUUCCAGGAGCCGCAAGUUAUAUUCCUUCUGAAAAAAAUACUGAAAUAGAAAGCGAUGUAUCGUUAGUUACUGGGAAAAUUCGUCGUAUAGGAGCACCUACCUCAAAUGAAGUUAAUGAUGAUUCAGCUACUUCUCUAGUCACAAGAAACGAUAUGAAGUUAUCCGCUAUUCAUUCAAAUGCUGCAGGUGAAUUCUUAACACAGAAAAGUUGGAAAGGAUUGGAACAACAUCUUGGUGAAACACCAGUUGCUGAAAUAGAAGAAGGACAAAAAGGUAUAGCAUCUAAAUAUGAAGAUGAAAAAUUGUGAUGACAAUUCUUACAUGUAAAAUAAGAAAUAAGAUUCAAGAAAAACUUUCAUCUUGUAAAAUAAAUAUAUUUUUACAAUGUAAUAAA
This is a messenger RNA of Argiope bruennichi, 2990 nucleotides long. Its product is annotated as 2-(3-amino-3-carboxypropyl)histidine synthase subunit 2-like. The record is from RefSeq and is a predicted model, not a curated record. Gene Ontology annotation, molecular function: 2-(3-amino-3-carboxypropyl)histidine synthase activity; DNA binding. Gene Ontology annotation, biological process: protein histidyl modification to diphthamide. The transcript is spliced from 7 exons. NCBI's taxonomy places the organism in Eukaryota, Metazoa, Arthropoda, Arachnida, Araneae, Araneidae. The coding region runs from base 157 to 2904 and encodes 915 amino acids.